GUCAUUCCCCGGAAGUGAAACUCUACGCGGAAGUGUGUGGACGAAAACAAAUAAUCAUUUCUACUGAUUUGAGGAGGAGAAGACGCCCAGAGCCGCUGCCUGCCCGCCGUCUGUCCGCUGCUGACCCGCGAGGAGUCCCGGUUCACGAUGGAGUUCCUUUUUGGCCAUAAGAAGAAACCGGAGGAGAUCCUGAGGCAGAACCAGCGGGCGCUGAACAGAGCCAUGAGGGAGCUGGACCGAGAGCGCACCAAGCUGGAGCAGCAGGAGAAGAAGAUCAUCGCCGACAUCAAGAAGAUGGCCAAACAGGGACAGAUGGACGCCGUGAAGAUCAUGGCGAAGGAUCUGGUCCGCACGCGGCGCUACGUCAAGAAGUUCAUCAUGAUGAAGGCCAACAUCCAGGCCGUCAGUCUCAAGAUCCAGACGCUCAAGUCCAACAACAGCAUGGCGCAGGCCAUGAAGGGCGUCACCAAGGCCAUGGCCACCAUGAACAGACAGCUGAAACUGCCCGAGAUCCAGAAGAUCAUGAUGGAGUUCGAGCGCCAGAGCGAGAUGAUGGACAUGAAGGAGGAGAUGAUGAACGACGCCAUCGACGACGCCAUGGGCGACGAGGACGACGAGGAGGAGAGCGACGCCAUCGUGUCCCAGGUUCUGGACGAGCUCGGCCUCAACCUGUCCGACGAGCUGUCGAAUCUCCCGAGCACCGGAGGGAGCCUGUCGGUGGCGGCGGGGAAGAAGGCGGAGCCCCAGGCCGCCAUGGCGGACGCCGACGCCGACCUGGAGGAGCGUCUGAGCAAACUGAGGAGAGACUGAGCAGCAGGAGGACUGUGAGCCGGGGCGAUUCCCUCCUGGCGUCCUGCGUCUGAGCGGCGGCUGUUUGAGCCGCGGUAAUUAAAGGUGUAUGGCUUUCUGUUUGAGGUGUUUUCAUUUAAUGCGUAUCUCAUGUAUCUACCAAGAAAAACAAAAAGAUGUAUGUAUAAACCAACGGAAGGACUGACAGGUGCAGCAAACUCUCGUUUUGUGGAAGAAUUUGCCAAAUUGAACUGGACAGUCUGUAAAUAUCAGAUUAAAGUCACACUACAGUUAAAGUGUGAAGGAACGCAGAGAGGAGGUGAAGAAAAACCAUUUUCUAGAGCUUAUGUGUAAAAAUGUCGCCUCUUUUUGUACACAGGUUGGUUUGAUGUUCUCAACUCAUCAGCAUCAUUAAAAAACACUUUCAGCCCCUUUUAGUCUUCUAAGGCUUUUUUUUGUUUAGUUUCAGCUGUCAGGGUUGAUUUUGUCCCUGGAUUCACAAGUGGGAUGAUUUUUUUUUUUUUUAACCAGAUCUCCCUCCUAGACUAAUGGCCUUUUUCAAAACAGAAUAUUUCAUAUUAAAAAUGACAUUUUCCUCAAUUUAAAUGUGAGUAAAGUGACCUCUCCACAAGUGAAACCUGACUGUUUAAAGAUGGAGGUCGUCUCACCAGAAGCCGUUCUGAUGGAGAACUGUUGGUGGAGAUGAAUCAUUUCGAUUCAGUCGACUUUACUGCUGCGUUCUUCACCAAAAUGUUUAAAAAUAAAAAGUCUGUGGUGUUUAUUUCUGAUUUUCUUUACUCAAUAAAUGUUUUGUUUCCCAA
Salarias fasciatus (jewelled blenny) is the source of this 1610-nucleotide messenger RNA. RefSeq names its product charged multivesicular body protein 2A (gene chmp2a). Bases 148 to 810 code for a protein of 220 amino acids. The record is from RefSeq and is a predicted model, not a curated record. Lineage: Eukaryota; Metazoa; Chordata; Actinopteri; Blenniiformes; Blenniidae. The transcript has 6 exons. Gene Ontology annotation, biological process: vacuolar transport.